CAUGGUCACGUGACUGACAUUUAAGUGGCCAACCAACAGCCAGUACCUGAACCUGCCUAACCAAACUACAGUUUUGAGAAAUGGCUGACGAUAAAGAAGUGGAAAAAACUAUUGCAGAAGACUUGGUUGUUACCAAGUAUAAGUUAGCAGGACAAAUUGUCAAUCGCGUUUUGGAGCAAGUUAUUACGAAAUGCAUACCUGACGCGUCUGCGCGUGAAAUAUGUGAAUUUGGAGACAGGUUGCUACUUGAGGAAACUUCCAAAGUGUUUAAAAAAGAAAAGGAUUCAAAGAAAGGCAUUGCUUUUUCGACAUGCGUUUCCGUAAAUAAUUGUAUAUGCCAUUUUUCACCUAUACCUAGCGAAUCUGAUUACAUCCUGAAACAGGGAGACCUUGCUAAAAUUGAUUUGGGUGCCCACAUAGAUGGUUUCAUUGCUGUUGUAGCACACACAGUUGCAGUCGGUGGCGGUGAGGUCACUGGCCGCGCAGCAGAUGUUCUUCUUGCUGCCCAUUUGGCUAGUGAAGCCGCCUUGAGGUUACUUAGACCUGGUAAUGAGAACUAUGCUGUAACAGAUGCAGUCCAAAAGAUAAGUGCCGAAUAUGCAUGCAAGCCAAUAGAAGGCAUGUUAUCACAUCAACUAAAACAAUUUCGUAUUGAUGGUGAAAAGAGCAUCAUCCAGAAUCCAUCAGAGGCACAACGAAAGGAACAUGAGAAGGCAACCUUUGAAACCUAUGAAGUUUAUGCUAUGGAUGUGCUCAUUUCAACUGGAGAAGGUGUUGGUCGUGAAAUGGACACAAGAUGUACAAUAUACAAGAAAACUGAUGAAGUCUAUCAACUCAAGUUAAAAGCCUCUAGAAUGUUUUACAGUGAGGUUAGAAACAAACAUGGAUCAAUGCCUUUCAAUCUACGUAGUUUCGAUAAAGAGACAAGUGCAAGACUUGGCGUUGUUGAAUGUGUUAACCACAAACUCAUUGAGCCUUUUCAGGUGCUUUAUGAACGACCAGGUGAAAUUGUAGCACAGUUUAAAUUCACUGCUUUAUUGCUUCCAAGUGGUACGCACCGCAUCACGGGACUCCCCUUCGAUAAGAGUCAGUGUAAAACUGAACGCACCAUUAAGGACCCUGAACUGAAUACCCUUCUGAACUCUUCCGCAAAAUCAAAUAAAAAGAAGAAAAAGAAAACUGGAGCCGAGGAACCAAUGGAAGUUGAAACAGCUGCCUAGCAUUUGAAAUUACUUUUGCCUGAGGACUCUUAAUAUAAUUCAGCAGCUUUCUAAAACCUCUCACAUGGACAAUAUUAUCUGACCACCUCAAACAGUGAUAAAAUUUAGCAAUACAAGCUUACCCUUUUAAUAUAGCUUUCAAAGAGUGUUUAAACUCAAAUGUUCAUUUGAGCAGUUAACAAAUUCAACAUGAGAUUGACAAUUAGCUACAAAAUUAUUGUUAAUGUUUAGAUGUUUAUGUACAAAACAACUUCAUUUUUAAGUGUAAUUAUAUUGAAAACAAUAAACCAAUUUACAUAUUAUGUAGUAAAAUUUACAACCCAUCAUUAAAGGAACAUGUUACUUCCCAGCAAAAUGAAUGAUUAAAAAAUUAUCUGUAAAUACCAUUCAGGUUAAUUUCUUCUUAGUAUCACUUGCCUCACAUUUGAGAAAGCAUUUUAUUGUAAAAUUAGAAAAUUCUUAUUUUUUUCCAAAUAUCAGUGCAAUUAGGUGCUUACUAGUAUUUACUGUUAUUUUGAUGUUUUCAAUAGUCAUCUCAUAGUCUAAUUUUAAAAUUAGGAUAGAACAAUUUAAGUCAAUAUUUCACAAAUCAACUAUGAGAAAAUUUCAAAAUGACAGUGAGUAUGUACAUUAUUAACUCUAUAAAUAUGGUUAUAUACAUUCUGUAUCCCGAUAUCUGUAAAUUUGAGGAAUACAAUUGGACAUUUAAAUACAUUAUAGCUCUAGGAAUAUUUUUGGAACUAAUAAUCUAAUAGAAGAUAUUGAACGAAUGACAUUAAAGAAGGAAUAAAUCAAACUGCCACAGGAUGGCCUGUUUUUGUAA
This is a messenger RNA of Nymphalis io (European peacock), 2043 nucleotides long. Its product is annotated as proliferation-associated protein 2G4. The transcript is spliced from 8 exons. The record is from RefSeq and is a predicted model, not a curated record. Bases 81 to 1220 code for a protein of 379 amino acids. NCBI's taxonomy places the organism in Eukaryota, Metazoa, Arthropoda, Insecta, Lepidoptera, Nymphalidae.